UUCACUCGCAAUCAACUAUGGCGGCAUCCAAAAGAAAACGUGGAGGACAGGGAUCUUUUCAACAAAACGCAAAAAAGGGUAAAUUUGUGGUAGAUGAUCGCGGAAGUCAAACAGAAGCCGAGCAAAAGACGAAAAAUGAAGUUACAGUCCCAGCACCAGUUUCUAAGGGCAAAUGGACCAACAAGGAAAGGGUUCUCAUCUUUUCUUCAAGAGGAAUAAACUUCAGAACAAGACACUUGAUGCAGGACCUGAGGACCAUGAUGCCUCAUUCAAAAGCUGAUACAAAAAUGGACAGGAAGGACAAAUUAUUUGUUGUCAAUGAGGUUUGCGAGAUCAAAAACUGCAACAAAUGCAUCUUUUUUGAGGCCAAGAAAAAGCAGGACUUGUACAUGUGGAUCUCUAACAGUCCUCAUGGACCUUCUGCUAAGUUUCUGGUGCAGAACAUUCAUACACUGGCUGAGCUCAAAAUGACAGGAAACUGCCUGAAAGGAUCCAGACCGCUGCUCUCGUUUGACCCUAAAUUUGAUGCUGAGCCCCAGUAUGCUGUACUGAAGGAGCUCUUCAUUCAGACAUUUUCCACUCCCCGCUACCAUCCUAAGAGUCAGCCUUUUGUGGACCACGUCUUCACAUUCUCCAUCACUGACAACAGAAUAUGGUUUAGAAACUACCAGAUAAUGGAGGAGGAUGCUUCGCUGGUGGAGAUCGGUCCUCGAUUUGUUCUCAACCUCAUUAAGAUCUUCCAUGGAAGCUUUGGAGGGCCCACACUGUUUGAAAACCCACACUUCCGGUCCCCUAACUUGCACCGGCGCGAUCUGCGGCUAUCGGCAGCAGCCAAAGUGCGCGAGAAGCAGCUGGUGAAGGAUCUAAAGAAAGUAAAGAAGACAGAAGUGCAUGAAAACAAGGACGAUGAUGUUACAGCAGAUGUCUUCCUCACGCCGGCUGAGGAGAAGCCUGUUCACAUUCAGACAGAGGCGCCGGAGCCAAAGCUGGUGAAGAAGAAGAGAAGCAAACCUUUCAAAAGGCAGAGGAUGCAGAGGGCUCGAAAAUAACCGAAUGGACUGGAUUUACUUGAAUGGAUGACUUCUGCUGGCCAUAAUUUAUCUCAUGUUUUCUGUCCCAUAUUAUGAGUUUCUGGUUGGCUUCUCUGAACACACUUUGUUCUUAGAGAAAUGUUUGUCUCAUCAUGAUAUGACUGGUGAUUUCUAUUUCCACGUGACAAAUGUGCAGAUGGUUACAAAACUUCAAUAUUAAUUACCAAACCUUUUAAUAAAAGUUAAUGCUUAAAAAUUUGA
This is a messenger RNA of Austrofundulus limnaeus, 1292 nucleotides long. RefSeq names its product brix domain containing 2 (gene brix1). Gene Ontology annotation, molecular function: rRNA binding. Gene Ontology annotation, cellular component: nucleolus. Bases 18 to 1049 code for a protein of 343 amino acids. The transcript is spliced from 10 exons. NCBI's taxonomy places the organism in Eukaryota, Metazoa, Chordata, Actinopteri, Cyprinodontiformes, Rivulidae. Gene Ontology annotation, biological process: ribosomal large subunit assembly; rRNA processing. The record is from RefSeq and is a predicted model, not a curated record.